CAUUCUGCUUACACAGUUGACUGUAAAGAAAUUAAUUGUGUUCAUAAACGAUUCCUAGUCCUAAUCUCACAUUGGCAUUUCUUAUCGCUGUGGUUUAUCGUCUCAUUACUGGAUUUACCUGUGAUUGGCUGAUUGUUUUCUGACUGGUCAUUUAGUUGUCUUCAUCACUGAGACACUACAAAUAAAGCAAUUGAGUUGCCAUCUGCUCUAGAUCAUACUGCUGCUUGUUGUUUGCUGUAUAGGCUACUAGUUGAUCAUAGUGCCCUUUAUUAUUAGUUAUCUAGUACCAUUUCAAAAUGUCUGAUGCUGUUGAUACCGCUGCUGCUGCAGUCGAAGACUUGAAGCAACAGAUUCCACAACCGGGAUCCACGAGCGAAUACGACAAGCUCAAGAAGGAAGCCGAAGGCUACGCUGACGGCGCUGUCAAGAAGGGCAAGGCUGUAGCUGAAGAGUUGAAGAAAGAGUUGGGUGAGUUGGAAGCUGAGGGUAAAUCGCUCUGGAACAAAUUUGUAGAAUCGGUCCAGGCAAGUGCUUCUAAGAUCCUGAAAGUUUUGGGUGAUGCUGGUGCUCAGGUGCAAUCCACCACCUGCACUGCUGUUACCGCCACCUCCAAGGAGCUUCAAAACCCUGUAGUGCUUGCCCAGGCAUUGGUUGGUGCCGGUGGUAUUUUUGGUGGUUACUUGUUGUACACGGAAAGACAUAGAAUCGACACCGACAACAAGGUUGUGCUUGGUCUCCAUGCUGCCAUCAUAACCGGUUUUAUUUUGGUAGACGGCUACUUGUUCAACCAGUACUACUCUAAGUACGACAAGAAGUAAUCCGCAGUGGUUUAUGAAUUGUUCGCUUUCUUUAUAUAUUACUAUUACCUUAUUAUUUAUUAGUUUCCACGACCCAUGAUCAUAGCUGGUGUUGGGCUUCACUAUUGCCUUAUAUACUACUCUAGCUGUUCUUUGGCAUGAAGUUUGGCCCAGUAUCAACCACUAUAUACUUUAUAGUGUUGGCUAUAUCAUAUGUACAUGCAAUAAAGGAUCCAAAUU
This is a messenger RNA of Scheffersomyces stipitis CBS 6054, 1037 nucleotides long. RefSeq lists its product as uncharacterized. The record is from RefSeq and is a predicted model, not a curated record. Gene Ontology annotation, molecular function: nascent polypeptide-associated complex binding. Bases 297 to 818 code for a protein of 173 amino acids. Gene Ontology annotation, cellular component: mitochondrial outer membrane. Lineage: Eukaryota; Fungi; Ascomycota; Pichiomycetes; Serinales; Debaryomycetaceae. The transcript has a single exon.